Messenger RNA from Ictalurus furcatus (blue catfish), 2561 nucleotides. RefSeq names its product rogdi atypical leucine zipper (gene rogdi). Gene Ontology annotation, cellular component: RAVE complex. The transcript has 11 exons. Lineage: Eukaryota; Metazoa; Chordata; Actinopteri; Siluriformes; Ictaluridae. The coding region runs from base 123 to 1025 and encodes 300 amino acids. The record is from RefSeq and is a predicted model, not a curated record.
UUACGGAGAGAGGGCGUGGCGUCGCUCACCGGAAGUGAAGGCUGGAGUGGGCGUGGUUAAGAGCUCUCCUAAACAAAACCGUCUGUCAUUGCAGCGUAUUUACUGUGCGGAUUUCAGGCUAAAUGGUUGUAAUUGGUGUAGAUCGGACUGCCGUGUCUGAAGUCUCCAACAUGUCCGCGGCGAGUCAAACAGAGAGAGCUGUUCUGGAGGAAGAGUUUAACUGGCUCCUUAAAGAGGAGGUUCACGCAGUGUUGAAACAGCUUCAGGACAUUUUGAAGGAAGCUUCGAGACGUUUUUCAGUGCCCUCACCAGGGCUGGAGGGUCAACUCAAACAAGAGAACUUCAUUCUUGGCAGCUCCACCAUGGACCAGGUGAAAGGAGUCCUCACUCUGCAGGGAGAUGCUCUGACUCAGGCCGAUAUCAAUAUUAAGGUGGCGAAAAGCACUCAAGUCAUGCAUUUUACAUUCCGAGAGGAUAAACAGUGGAAAUUACAACAGAUCCAGGAUGCGAGGAACCACGUGAACCAGGCGCUUCAGCUGCUCAGCAGCCGUGAUGAGAGCUAUCACUUCAAAACCGGCGCUGAGGUCAAUAAGCUGAUGGAUGCGGUGAUGAUGCAGUUAACCAGAGCGCGUAAUCGUCUUACCACACCGGCUACUAUGACCCUGCCUGAACUCGCCUCCACUGGAUUGAUGAGAAUGUUCACUCCGCCGAUGCCCGGGGAUAUGAUGGUGAAUUUAUACAUAAAUCUCAGUAAACUCUGUCUGACCGUCUAUCAACUGCACGUGCUUCAGCCGAACACUACGAAGAACUUCAAACCAGCAGGAAGUUCAGUUAUGCAUAAUCCUGGAGCAAUGUUUGAACUAAACAACACUAAGUUUGAGGUGAGCCACGUGCACAAAGUGGAGUGUGUGGUGCCGUGGUUGAACGACACACUGGUGUUUUUCACCAUCUCACUGCAGCUCUGCCAGCAACUCAAAGAUAAGAUUUCUGUGUUCUCCAGCUUCUGGAACUACAGGCCAUUUUAAGCUGACCAAAGAGUUUAAAUUUGUACUGUAAGUGCAGAAUUAAAAUAUAAAAAAUAUACAUUAAUCACACACUAGAAAACGCACCAUGUAAUGAAUCUGUGUAGUAUUUGCUUUAGGACCAACUGUUAAUUUAUAUGUGCGCAUCAUAACUGGAUAGAAUGAAUACGCACUCAGGCCAAGUCCUGUCAUGUAAGUCAAAUGGAUAUGAUCAAUAACUUUGCUUUUUGGAUUUGUUGUGAAAUAGUGAAGUAAACUUCUUUUAUUCCGUUAAUUAUUUUUAAGAGAAACUGUGAAUCUGUUCAAUGAUCUGAGCGCUAUGAUCAAAAUCUGGUUAGCAGUGUUUUUUCUGAUGACACUAUUUAGUGUCGUUUAAUGGUCCAGGAUACAUUUCAUUUCAUCGUAGACACUAUUUUAAAAAAUAUAUAAUGUGUUUAAUCUGAUAGUUUGACUAGAAAUGUAUACUAUUUCCCCCUACCAUGAACAUAUCUGCCACUCUGCCAGUAUAUAGUGUCUAAAUUGAGCUUCUUUACAUUUGCACUGGUGCUACAAAUGGUGUUAUUUGAGGCAGGUGUAUGAUGAUUUAGGCAUGUUGGUGGCACAGUGCUGAACCAGAGGCUGUUACUUGUUACCUACAUCUAGUCUUGUAGCUCCAAAGCAAAACUAAAGAAGCACACAUCGACACCAAACCCGUGUUGGCUGACUGACAACAUUUUGGGUAAAGGGGACAUUGUAUACGGUUCAUUUUGGGCAAUUUGGUUGUUAUAUUUGCUUAUAUGGUUAUAUAUUUUCAUUAAUAUACACUAUAUGGCAAAAUUAUAUAUGUGGACACCUGACAGUCACACUCACGUGUGGUUCUUACACCCCCUCCCCCAAAGAAAAUACAAACGAUUGUAUGUCACUGUAUGAUGUAGGGUUACAAUAUCCCUUCAGUGGAACCCAAACAUGUUCCAGCAUGACAAUGUCCCUGUGCACAAAGCGAGCUCCGUGAAGACAUGGUUUGCAAAGUUUGGUGUGGAAGAACUCGAAUGGCCUGUAUAGAGCGCUUACUUGAAGACUACUAAACACUUUUGGAGUGAACUGGAAUAUCAAGUGUGGCCUCCUCACUUGUGUGUGAAGGUUGAAGGUUAUUAUAACAGCAAAGAAGGACUAGAUCUGGAAUGAGCUGAUCAACAAGCAUAUAUUGGUGUUAUUGGUCAGGUGUCUACAUCCUUUUGGCCAUAUAGUGUUUAGUGGCACAGUACAUGAGCAAUUUAACCACAAAGAGAUUAUUAUUGCACUUAUACUGUACAUUCCGUGUAUUCCAUGUUGGAUCUGUUUGUUUAUCUUUCUCAUAUGAUACAAGCCAUGCUUUCUUUGUUAACGUGUUCUUAUGUUUUAUUUAUUCAACUGAUAAAUGAACUUGUUGUGCCCUGUGUUUUUGUUCAUUUGAUUAUUCCAACACAGAACGAUGAGUUGGUGUUAAAGGAUGUUUUUUUUCCGCUACAUAUUGUUUCAUGUUGACUCUAAUAACUCGUGCAAUAAAUGUGUUGAAGUCUA